Paramormyrops kingsleyae is the source of this 1129-nucleotide messenger RNA. The record is from RefSeq and is a predicted model, not a curated record. Lineage: Eukaryota; Metazoa; Chordata; Actinopteri; Osteoglossiformes; Mormyridae.
UCGUCACUUUCACUAUAACAAAUUGUAGGGAAAAAAUCUACGGGUUAGAAGGGGUGUAGUGAAAUGAGUUCGCUAUGAUCUUGACUAAAAAGUAAGAUUUCUUUGAACGCAAGAUUAAAAUGAUGGCGCAGCGAGGAGAACAAAAGUAAAGAUAUUACUGGGCCGGCCACGAGCACAAGUGAACAAUUACAUUAGCAUAGCAAAGGUCCCCCCGGACAGCCAAUGACAUGCCGGGAUUCCAACAAUAGCGGGGAUCCCUACCGUAUAAAAACGAGGGAGUGACCCGACUGCAGCACAUCGCCGGAUCACACCAGCUCAUCGCAAUGACUUUCGAAGAAGUACAGAGCAAGGCGGACGCUGGUCAGUUUAUUGGGGAAACAUUAGAAGAUGCAUUGACUGUGGCUAAAAAUAACGACUGCCUUACGGUCGGAGUAUACGAGUCAGCUAAAGUCAUGAACAUUGACCCGGACAGCGUGUCGUUUUGCAUACUGGCAACCGACGAGGAAUACGAGUGCGAUAUCGCCCUUCAGAUCCACUUCACCCUGAUCCAGGCUUUCUGCUUCGACAACGACAUUAACAUUGUCCGAGUGAACGACAUGCAGCGACUUGCUGAUAUCAUCGGCGACAAGUCCGGAGAUGUUGAAGAUGCGCACUGCGUUCUCAUCACGAACCCAGCUGAAGGUUCGUGGGAGGACCCAGCACUGGAGAAGCUGCACUUGUUUUGCGAGGAGAGUCGCAGAAUGAACGAAUGGGUGCCCGAAGUAACUUUCCCGGAGCGCUGAAAUGGGACUUUAUGGAGAUCCUGGAAACCUGAAGGAAUUACCAUCCGACCAGAAAGGACGAUGGGAAUCCUAAACACACACUGGGUGUUCCUGAAAGAGGAUGCAGUCCCAGGGAGCGCCGGGAUAGGUCGGAGAUCCCAGCGAUGGUCGGUACCUGCCCGAAUAACCAAGGUCCUUGUACUGGACGAGGUCUGGUGCGGCAGGAGGAGGAGACAAGAGUUUGCUUCAAGAAACUUGGAAAGUGAACCGUAGAGAAACGCCUUUGAAGAACUAACAACAUGAAGAUGGAGAACAUUCAUUUCUUUGAACGUUUGUUUUGUAACCGAAAUAAUUGAACGCGAGCACAA